This is a messenger RNA of Penicillium waksmanii, 1545 nucleotides long. RefSeq names its product putative RecQ family helicase RecQ. The record is from RefSeq and is a predicted model, not a curated record. The coding region runs from base 1 to 1545 and encodes 514 amino acids. Gene Ontology annotation, biological process: double-strand break repair via homologous recombination. Gene Ontology annotation, cellular component: chromosome; cytoplasm. Lineage: Eukaryota; Fungi; Ascomycota; Eurotiomycetes; Eurotiales; Aspergillaceae. Gene Ontology annotation, molecular function: nucleic acid binding; four-way junction helicase activity; 3'-5' DNA helicase activity. The transcript has 4 exons.
AUGGAUAAUCGGAGAGUACUUCCGGAAAAAAAGCCCGAUCUAGAGUUUUACUUGCAUCGUGUCUUCCGCAAAAAGUCAUUCCGACCACUGCAGCGAGAGGUGAUCUCUGCUGUCGCUGAAGGCCAUGAUGUCUUUCUUCAGGCCUCUACCUCCUUUGGCAAAAGUCUUUGCUUUCAACUUCCGGCCGUCAUGGGCACUGGGUUGACUAUUGUCAUUUGCCCUCUUCUUGCGCUGAUGAUGGACCAAGUCAAUGCCCUCCAGGCAAUUGGUGUGGCUGUCUCGACUAUAAACUCAAACACGCCUCUGGCCGAGAGACGUCUCAUCCUGGACGAUAUGCUCUCGGGCCAUCCUCGCACUCGACUUCUCUAUGUGACGCCCGAGCUUUGCCAAACUGAUAGUUUCCGCCGGAAUCUUCAGGUAGUUCACAAGCAGGAGCAAUUGAACCGCAUUGCUAUUGAUGAAGCCCACUGUAUCAGUGAAUGGGGCCAUGACUUCCGCCCAGCAUACCAAGAACUGGGCUGGUUCAAAAAUAAUCUCAUCAACCCGGCCGUUCCCAUCACUGCACUCACUGCUACGGCCACGCCGCGUGUUCGCUCAGACAUAAUCAACAUGCUAGGUCUUGACACUGCAAAGCUUCGACUAUUCAACACGCCGUCUGCUCGUCCGAACAUCCACUACGAGGUCCGAUACCUAGAAGACUAUUCCGACGAUGGAGAUUCUCAAAUCCACAAUCUUCUCAAGUGGCUCAAGGCAAUUCAAACCCGACGCGCCGCGCGUAUUGGCGCUGAAACCGCCGCCAAACUCCCACCGGUAUCAGGCAUCAUCUACGUUGGGCUUCGCGCUAUGGCAGAACAGCUUGCUGUCGAGCUUUCGCGAGAGAGUAGCGUGUCUGCAGUUGCUUAUCACGCUGGGUUAGCCCCACAAGAACGAACUCGGAUUCAAACACUGUGGACCUCGUCACAACCAUGUGAACAAUCCAAAGAUGGGAGCGCCUCGCCAGCCUUCUCGAUUAUUGUCGCAACCAAUGCGUUCGGAAUGGGUAUUGACAACCCACAUGUCCGCUUCGUGGUGCACUGGACACCGCCUCGCAGUUUCGAAGGCUUUGUCCAGGAAUCUGGCAGAGCAGGUCGUGACGGCCGAGCUGCUGCAUCACUCGUAUACUACAAUACGCAAGAACGAGACCGGAUUCAUGACCGUCUCUGUCGGGAUGCGGAAAAUGUUAAGAAUCGCGGCGGGCCGAGACAACAUGUUGAUAGCUUGUUGAAUAACCAGACGGCCCGGCUCGAGAGCUUCCAGAAGGUGAUUCGCUAUUGUGACAGUAUUUCCAAGUGCCGGCAUGAUAUGAUCAAAGACCUUUUUGGUGAUUUUGAAUUGGAGGAAAUGGGGUCGCAGCAGCCGCCCUCAUCGCAGGCAAUCGGAAUCGGCUCGUCGCCCUGUGACUUUGCUUGUGACUUUUGCAAAGAAGGUCGAGGUGGGCUGGCGAAGAGGAAGAGGAAGAUGGUGCCCGAUUACAGGAUGGAGGUCAUGUAUGAAGGUUAUGACUGA